This is a messenger RNA of Gracilinanus agilis (Agile Gracile Mouse Opossum), 1653 nucleotides long. RefSeq names its product TMEM9 domain family member B (gene TMEM9B). Gene Ontology annotation, cellular component: lysosomal membrane. The transcript has 5 exons. Gene Ontology annotation, biological process: positive regulation of canonical NF-kappaB signal transduction. NCBI's taxonomy places the organism in Eukaryota, Metazoa, Chordata, Mammalia, Didelphimorphia, Didelphidae. The coding region runs from base 16 to 645 and encodes 209 amino acids. The record is from RefSeq and is a predicted model, not a curated record.
CCGGACCGGGCCGAGAUGGCGGCGGCUGCGGCGGCAGCUGGGGUGGCGGGGACGACGGCCUGGAGUGGCCUCUUGCGGCUCUGCUUCGUGUUUGGUCUGUCCUUUCUCUCGCUCACCGGGUUGCUGCUGGUGCAGCUUGCGGACUCGGCCAAGAAUUUUGAGGAUGUCCGGUGUAAAUGUAUUUGUCCUCCUUAUAAAGAACAUUCUGGAUACAUUUAUAACAAGAACAUAUCUCAGAAAGAUUGUGAUUGCCUUCAUGUUGUAGAACCCAUGCCGGUCCUGGGACCUGAUGUGGAAGCCUACUGCCUGCGUUGUGAGUGCAAAUAUGAAGAAAGAAGUUCUGUCACAAUCAAAGUUACAAUUAUAAUUUAUCUGUCUAUUCUGGGCCUACUUCUUCUGUACAUGGUCUACCUUACACUUAUUGAGCCUAUCUUGAAGAGACGUCUCUUUGGACAUUCCCAAUUGAUACAGAGUGAUGAUGAUGUUGGGGAUCACCAGCCCUUUGCAAAUGCUCAUGAUGUGCUGGCCCGAUCCCGAAGCCGGGCUAAUGUGCUUAACAAAGUGGAAUAUGCCCAGCAGCGUUGGAAGCUUCAAGUUCAAGAACAGAGGAAAUCUGUGUUUGACCGGCACGUGGUCCUCAGUUAAUCUGAAAUCUGGUACCAAGAUGACUGGAAGGAGAGAAGAAAGGGGAGCUACUGGAAAAACUGCUCCCAUCUUCCUGAUUUUUUUAAACCACUGCUGAGAAAUUUCAGCAAACUUGUUAAAUGGGUCAAAACUGGAAGCAGAAAAAAAGCUUUUUUUAAUUUAAGAAAUAAAAAGUAUUACUGGAAAAUUUUAAAAGCACAUGUCUCAGAAGCCAAAAGUCACAACCAGUUCUUUCUGGCUUUUCCUAAUGAAGCUAAAUCUACCUAUGAAUUAUCUUGAGAUCCUUUCUCUAUGGCAAAUGUUUCCUUCUGUACUCCUUCCUUUCCUUAAUUCUAACAUGUUUUUCAAGACAACUUUCACACUUUUCGCCUUCAGGGGAAGGGAAACAAAAUUUUCACAAGACACUUUAUUCCAUGAACUUUUGUAAAUAGAUGUUUCCUAUUGUAUUUUCAUGCUUGGUCUCAUUUUCAGUGGAGUCAGGCUCUGCUGGAAGUGCUGGCUUGCUCAGUUGAUUUUGUGCACUGACUUUGUCCUAAGCAGAUGAUUGGCUCUUGGCAAUACUUGGUAAGUUAACUGUGAAAUAUUACUGACAGAAAUGCAGAUUUACUUCAGUACUGUGAUGUAGAUAAACUCUCCAGUCUAAUAGAGCAUUCUGGGAUGGAAUGGCCCUUUGCUAGUUUUCUCAGUGACUUGAACAAAUGGUCUUGGUGUAUGUGAUCCUUCUCAUUUUCAUCUCAUGGCCUUAGGGGUAAGAUUUUGAGAUUCAGAAACCAUGUGAAAAAAAUUCAUCUCUAAAACUUAAGCCUCCCCAAAUUGACGGCUUAUGCACAUUCUUCAGCGUUUCCAGUCAUUUUGAGAGGUGGCUGGUGGGCUUUGUUGUGUAUAUCUUUGAACUGUAACUAACUGGACUCUUACCUUUUGAGAGCUGUAACAGUUAUUGGAUAACUGGCUCUUUACUUUCUACAUCCUCUAUGGAAUGUAACAAUAAAAAUUAAUUUUUGAACAACC